AUGACUGGUGAGUUCCUUGCUGAAUUAACCACCCAAAGCGUGACGAAAGCAGGCAUUGUCUACGUGUCAUCAAGCUCCGAUUUGGAUGUCCUCGGAAUUGAAACAAUCGACCUUUUCGAUCUGUGGUCAAUUCCAUUCAGCUCGCUGGUUAAUGCUAUCCAUCAUAAACCGGAAGACACUGAGCAAAAGCUGCGUACGAAGUUUCCUGAAGUGUUCCAGAACAAGGGAAUAAUCUCACCAGUGAAGUUAUCCGACUGGGCAACCUCGAUAGUCGUAGUCCGGAAGUCAGACAACGUUUCCGUCCGUAUCUGCGGCGACUAUUCUACAGGCUUGAACAACGCACUAGAAUCAGAUGCCCAUCCGCUUCCGCAUCCAGAUGAUGUUUUUGCUGAUCUGGCUGGCUGCCGGUAUUUCUCCCAACUCGAUCUAUCUGAUGCGUACCUGCAAGUCGAGGUUGAGGAGGAAUCUCAGAAGUAUGUAACGAUCAAUACUCAUCGUGGACUGUUAAAAUACAACCGUCUGCCGCCUGGAAUCAAGUCCGCUCCUGGUGCGUUCCAAAGGAUUAUCGAUAGCAUGGUCGCUGAGAUUCCUGGAGUGAAACCGUAUCUGGAUGACAUCAUGAUUGCCGGUAGGACAAAGGAAGAACACGAUCGCAGCCUCCAUGAAGUUCUGGAACGGAUCAAGACGUACGGUUUUCAUCUGAGGAUCGAAAAAUGUCGAUUUGGCCUAUCGCAAAUCAAGUUUCUAGGUCAUAUAAUCGACAAAGGCGGCUUACGACCUGAUCCAGCGAAGACUACCGCAAUUUCGCAGAUGCCAGCUCCAAUGAACGUAUCACAGCUUCGAUCGUAUCUUGGAGCUAUCAAUUAUUAUGGGCGUUUCGUCAAGCAGAUGAAGGAGCUGAGAGCACCCAUGGACUACUUGCUGAAACAAAACGUCAAUUGGGAAUGGACUGCAAGCUGCCAGAAGUCAUUCGACAAGUUCAAAACGCUGCACACUUCCGACUUGUUGCUGACGCACUUUGACCCGAACAAGGAAAUCAUCUUAGCAGGGAAAAAUUACGGCCAGAUCGAGAAAGAAGCUUUGGCGCUGAUUUUUGCUGUGACACGAUUUCAUAAGAUGUUGUUCGGCCGGAAAUUUACCUUGCAGACUGAUCACCAACCACUUCUCAAGGUGUUCGGAAGCAAAAAUGGAAUUCCGGUAUACACGGCCAACCGACUUCAACGCUGGGCGCUUACGCUGAUGCUGUACAAUUUGAUGCUGUACAUCCAGUUCGUGCGCACUGAAGAAUUUGGACAAGACUGA
Toxorhynchites rutilus septentrionalis is the source of this 1302-nucleotide messenger RNA. RefSeq lists its product as uncharacterized. The transcript has 3 exons. NCBI's taxonomy places the organism in Eukaryota, Metazoa, Arthropoda, Insecta, Diptera, Culicidae. Bases 1 to 1302 code for a protein of 433 amino acids. The record is from RefSeq and is a predicted model, not a curated record.